UCCAGACAUUGGUGAAUGGCCUCCUUCCAGUCCAAUCCAGCGAGAUCGGGGAGUGCUUGUGGAUCAAUGAAGUUAGCCCCAGUCCGGUACAAAGCCUUAAUGGUCUCGUCUUCCAAAGAGCUGGAGUGGACCAGGCAAAGGAACCUCUCUGUGAAGGCUGUUCCUGUGUGGGCUCUCUCUCUGCCGCUGCCUGCCAUCGUCAUGAUCUCUGUGGGGAUCUAUAUGAUUGUCCUUGCGGCUGUGCUGUGGUGUCAUCACUGUCUCAAGGCCAAGUGUGAUCCACAGUGUUCAGAUUGCUGUGCAGGUUUCUCUCCUUGUGAGUACUGUUUAGUGUGUGCCCAGUCAUGUGACUGUCGUCCCCCCUCUAUGCGAUCCUGCCUGGACUACUCCUGCCCCUCCCCUAAUUGUGCGAUGUGGGAUUGUGCUUGUACCUGUCAACCGCCAGAGUGUGACUCCAUCAACUGCUUCUGCUUUGAGAUCAAGUUUAAGUAGAAGGAAUGCUGGAGGGAAAGAGAUGCCUUAAAGAUGCCUUAGAAACUCCAACUCCAAGUGACACUGAAGUAUGUUUUAAGCUAGAGAGAGAAACUGUAAUUCAAUCUUUGGUUGUUCUGUAAUGUUUGCAUCAUUUGGGAGACAUUACAGCAUCCUUCCUAUUCACGCUCAUUGAUUUAACCAAAAUUAACCUUUAAAAACUUGGUUCUAAAAGAUUUAGAUGUACAUUUUAUCGGGAAUAUACAUAGUUUAGUUGAGUCACGUAUGGAGGUAAUGAGCAAGAAUAAUCAAUUCUUAAUUGCUUAAUCUUAUGCUUAAACGUAAUAUAUACUAUAAACACAGUACUAUAUUUAAGUCAUAUUGUGAUAUCAGUAAUUCCUGAAAUACAUAAUCACUACAGAACAAUGGAAGACUAAAGCUAAGGUAAAGGUUUUAUUUUUCUUGAAUGGCUGUGCCAUGGAUUUUUAAAGCAUGACAGCAAUGGUCAGCAAUAAUUAAUUAUGCUUUGUAUAGCCAUUGUGUUUCUCUGUGGUAUCAUUUUACUUGGUAUGAUGGACAUUUGUACUUCAGUUAUGAGCCAAACAAAGAGAAGAGGGGAAUCUAUAAACCACACAUGCUGUUAAAUGUAUCUCAUUCUGACACAGAUGUCUUUGAACACAGAUGUGGACUGUAUGUUCACCUAUAUGUAUAUAAGAUACAUGUUCAUAUACUUAUAGUGACUUACCAAUUUUAGAUUGUUAAAAAAUUUUUAUUCAUACUGUAAUACUGUUUACUAAUCUAAUUGUUUACAGGACAUCAUCUUGAUUGUUGCAUAUGAAAUAUGACCUAUCUAUGUGUACAUAAUGUAUUAUGUGAAAUAUGGUACAGUUAUGUAUGUGGCCAUAUUACAGCCAGCUUACUAUGACUUACAAAGUAAACCUGCUGUGACUCAGUCACUUCUGUCUCUGUUGUCAAGCAAAACUUAAGUUGAAAUUAGUUUUUUGUAUAGAUUUUUUUAAUAUAAAUAUGUGCUAUUUUUGUAACUGUUGUUUUAAAAUGAAUUAAAGAUUUUUUUUCAUGCAAAAA
Messenger RNA from Megalobrama amblycephala (Wuchang bream), 1557 nucleotides. RefSeq lists its product as uncharacterized. The coding region runs from base 16 to 492 and encodes 158 amino acids. Lineage: Eukaryota; Metazoa; Chordata; Actinopteri; Cypriniformes; Xenocyprididae. The transcript is spliced from 4 exons. The record is from RefSeq and is a predicted model, not a curated record.